This is a messenger RNA of Saccostrea echinata, 650 nucleotides long. Its product is annotated as acyl carrier protein, mitochondrial-like. NCBI's taxonomy places the organism in Eukaryota, Metazoa, Mollusca, Bivalvia, Ostreida, Ostreidae. The record is from RefSeq and is a predicted model, not a curated record. Bases 38 to 496 code for a protein of 152 amino acids. Gene Ontology annotation, biological process: fatty acid biosynthetic process. Gene Ontology annotation, cellular component: mitochondrion. Gene Ontology annotation, molecular function: acyl carrier activity; acyl binding. The transcript has 5 exons.
GAGGCAUUCCGAGUGGAAAAGGUCGUACACAGCAAAAAUGGCUGCUGCAGCGAGGAACGUGAGAUCUCUAAUGAAUAUUAGCCGUUUAAUGAUACAAAACACGGCAUGUAGAGCGAGUGCUGUAUCCAUGGUCUAUAAUAGACACUCUUCCAGUUUAAACAGAUGUCCUAAAUUCACAACAAAUCAGUUAUGUCAAGUGCAGCCACUGCAGAUACAGAAGCGAAAUGCUGCAGGGAAACCUGUGUACACAAUGGAUGAAGUGGAGAAGAGGAUUAUGAUUACCUUACAGUUAUUUGAUAAGAUAAACCCAGAAAAGCUGUCAUUGGAGUCACACUUUAUGAAGGAUCUGGGAUUAGACAGUCUUGACCAAGUAGAAAUAAUUAUGGCUAUUGAGGAUGAAUUUGGCUUGGAAAUUCCUGAUGAUGACGGAGAACAAUUAAUGACAGCAGCUAUGAUUAAACAAUAUAUAUGUGAUAAAGAAGAUGUAUAUGAAUGAACAAGAGGAGGAAAAAAAUCGUUAAAGACUACCAUUUCUGUGUUUUAAAGACCAACACAACUGGAAUAGAAAAAUAAGGACUUGUUCUUUAGAGACUUUGAAAUUAUAAGAGACUGAAAUCUUACUUGUAUAUGUUUGAUAUUACAAUAAUAAA